UCGGAUAACGCAACAAUUACACCGUUAUGGAUAACCUACGGAUACUGGCUGAGCGUUUGGUUCUGGAUUAUGAUCAUCAUUAGCCUGUGCGGAGUGCUGUGCAACAUCCUCGUCAUGUACAUUAUCCUGUCACAACGUAAACUCCGCUCCGGGUGCGGUAUCCUCAUUGCGCACUUGCUGUUUAUCAACGUGACACUCUGCUUAGUACACAUGCCGAUCCUCAGUAUCUCCACGUAUUUCUACGCACCGUACGUACGGCUCGGGAAGACGUUCUGUAAUUACACCAUCUUGUUUUACUACUCAUCUUUAUACACCGUUGAUUGGGCAGCGUGCCUGAUUUCUGUUAACCGGUAUGUGGCUAUCUUUCUCCCGCAUCAUUACCGCAAAUGCGCCGGACGAUACGGUGUUAUUUCGAUGAUAGUCACUGGAUGGAUAAUUGCGUUUAGUUGUAACUUGGUACUUUUUUACGGGGUCGGUGGCGCCUAUCAGUCGACGAAACCGUGGGGAGCGUGCGGCAUCACCGUGUCCGAUGCUGUUACUUAUCCCACCGUUACUGUGAUCUGUGUGACGCUGCCCGUUUGUCUAGAGGGCGUUGUGUAUCUAAGCAUCUUUGCGGUGGUGGGAUUACGGAAGUUGAUCAAUCGGCGACGGGUGUCGGUGGCGGAUGUGAAUGCCGAUGUGGCCCAUCAGCACCAGUUUAAGAAACGGUUUAGAGUGGCCAGAAUGUUGUUUUGCUCGUAUGUGUGGUAUUCUAUCUGUUUUCUACCGGCACCCAUCGCGUCCAGUCUGUAUCCGGUCCAGUAUGCUUCCUUACCGCUUUUGCAGUUGUUUCUGAGGGUGCUGCUGGUGCUGGGAUACGCCACCAUCCCGUUGAUCUACCUAAUCAUGAAUAAUGAUUACCGUAGUGGACUGAAGAUUGUGGGAAAGCGUCUCCGAAGACUUCUGGGCCAACAGUCAUUCAUGGUUUCUGUUGACGCCACCAAGUCGGGAGGUGGAUCGCGAACUGGAUCCUAGGCAAUUUUGCACUGCGGAAUUCAAACAACCGUACUGACUUUCUAUAGUACUCUGCAGAUGUGAUGGAAACCAGAUCUUCUUAAUAACUGCCGCCUGAUCUUUCAGUCCUGG
This is a messenger RNA of Paramacrobiotus metropolitanus, 1125 nucleotides long. RefSeq names its product trace amine-associated receptor 7a-like. The coding region runs from base 70 to 1014 and encodes 314 amino acids. NCBI's taxonomy places the organism in Eukaryota, Metazoa, Tardigrada, Eutardigrada, Parachela, Macrobiotidae. The record is from RefSeq and is a predicted model, not a curated record. Gene Ontology annotation, cellular component: membrane. The transcript is spliced from 2 exons. Gene Ontology annotation, molecular function: G protein-coupled receptor activity. Gene Ontology annotation, biological process: G protein-coupled receptor signaling pathway.